Molecule: messenger RNA, 1591 nt
Organism: Capsella rubella
Lineage: Eukaryota; Viridiplantae; Streptophyta; Magnoliopsida; Brassicales; Brassicaceae
Product: probable FBD-associated F-box protein At1g32375
Exons: 3
Coding region: 324-1553 (409 amino acids)
Molecular function (GO): protein binding
Source: RefSeq, a predicted model, not a curated record
AUGUUGGAAGCACUCAAACCUCAUCUCUUUCCCAAAUCUGUGGGAUCGUCUUUUUACUCAAAGCUUUGGUGAGUUUUCAAAAAAUAAAUAAAUCAAAGUUUUGGUGAGUUUUCGAAACCCUUCUUCGGCAGCUUAUGAUCGGAGUUUGCUUUUGUAGGAGUGGUUGGUAAGCUUCAUCUUCUUCCUCCUUUAAACCUCUUUAAUGGUGAAUUUGUUUUCAGGAAAUUUUGGGUCUUAUUAGAAAGCUCUUGUUCAUAAGUCGAAGUUGAUCGGAAUUGGUUUUGGUUUAUUAAUUGGUGGCUUGGAACGUGUGAUUUAAUAUAAUGGAUAGUAUAAGUGAAUUGCCUAAUGCACUGCUCUUGAAGAUACUCUCUUUACUACCUACAAAAGAUGUUGUGGCAACAAUGGUUUUGUCCAAAAGAUGGAAACUGCUUUGGAUGAUGGUGCCAAGACUCAUAUAUGAUGAUGAUGAUGAUAGCUCUGAAAGCUUUCCUCGGUUUGUGGAUAGGUCUUUGCUAUUGCAUGAGGCACCGUUUCUAGAAACUUUGCAUUUCAAACUUAGUCAAAACUCAGGAGCUAUUGACAUCAGAGUAUGGACUAGGACUGCACUUAAACGCCAAGUGCGUGAGCUUAUUAUCGAAAUGGACUGUUGUUUUACCAGUGCAGCUCCAGUUUUACUUCCAAGGAGGAUAUACACAGAGUGUAACAUGCUUGUGAAGUUGAAACUUAAGAAUGUGGCUCUCGAGAAUGUUUCUUAUCCGAUCUCUUUCCCAUCUCUCAAGGAACUGAGUCUUUUAUCAGUGAAGUAUUCAGGUUGUAGUGAAUUGGUUCAUAGGUUGUUAUCUAAUUGUCCUGUUCUUGAAGACUUGGUUGUGGAACAAUGUCCAGAUGACAAUGUGACCAUUUUCACAGUAAAAGUCCCUUCUCUGAAGAGUUUAGUCUUUCAUAAAUCACAUUUCAAAGAUGUAGAGAUCGCAAGUGGGUUUGUGAUAGACACGCCUUCUUUGGAGUUCUUGGACCUUCUUGAUUAUGAAGACGGGUUCUGCCUUAUUGAUAACGAAAUGCCCGAUAUUGUAGAGGCAGUUGUUAACCUCGGUUAUAGUCAUCUUGAAAAUGUUCUAAGUUCUUUUACUUCUGCCAAGUACCUCAGUUUAUGUUUGUCAUCAUCAAAGGAUGCAUAUCUUGUUGGUAAUGUCUUCGACCAUCUUGUGAAACUAAAGAUAUGUACAUGUGAAACAGAGUGGUUGAAUCUUCUUAUGUGUAUACUCAGAGAUUCUCCUAAACUACAAUCUCUCAAACUUGAACAGGUAUACAUAUAUAUAUAUACACAAACUUGCGUGUUAUCGACUCUUGUAUCGCUUGAUUGGGUAAAAUAUGGAGGAACAAAAGAAGAGGAAGAGCUGAUAGCAUUCAUGUUCAGAAGUGGAAGCUGUUUAAAGAGAGUAACUAUUAAUUCUAAAUCCACAAUUCCUAAAAGAAAGAAACUUAAGAUGCUCAAGGAGUUGCCAUUGUUAUUCAUGUGUUCACCUUCUUGUCAGCUUGUAUUAAACUGAAGCUAACUAUUUAGACAUGGUCACAAGUUUUAUUUUGA